UUUGGGAAAAGCAAGACUUUAGUUAGCUCUUCUUAGCUGUUACCAAAAAAAAACUUUCUUCUUAGUUACCGUUUUUUUUUCCUCUUUGAUCUCUCUGCAAUUUCUACUUUUUUUCUCUCUGUUCUGUACGUAAAUUCAACAUACUGUAACUGAACACUGUGUUACUGCUGGAUCUCUAUUUAUUUUCAAAUUAAAGCAUUUUUUUUAACAGUCUUUAUCGAAAUUCAGUCUUGAGCAGCGGAAAUGGCGAAUCGAGUGAGGGAAGAUGAGAAAAAUGAACGGAUAAUUAGAGGACUUUUGAAGCUUCCAGAGAAUCGUCGAUGCAUUAAUUGUAACAGUCUGGGCCCCCAAUACGUAUGUACAAAUUUCUGGACAUUUGUUUGCACCCCCUGUAGUGGAAUACAUCGCGAGUUCACACACAGAGUAAAAUCAAUAUCAAUGGCUAAAUUUACUACACAAGAAGUUACUGCUCUUCAAGAAGGAGGAAAUAAGCAUGCAAGAGAAAUCUAUCUUAAAGAAUGGGAUCCACAACGUCAGUCUGCCCCUGAUAGCAGUAAAGUUGAUCGCCUUAGGGACUUUAUUAAGCAUGUUUAUGUGGAUAGAAGAUACAGUGGAGAUAAGAACUAUGGAAAGCCUCCUAAGCUGGGAGACAAAGAUGACUCGUACCGAGGAGGGUCUCGAAGUCCACCGUAUGAGGAUACGUAUGAACGUCGUCAUAGUGAAAUGUCUAGUCCUGGUGGAAGAAGCGAUGACAGGAAUUCCAGACAUGGUUAUGAUGAAAGAAGAAGCCCUGGAUAUGAUCAAGAAAGUAGACAGUAUAAUGAUCAUCGGAGAAGUCCUGCUCGUCCAGAGGUAGUCAACGAUUGGCGUCGGGAGGAUAGAUUUGCAAAUGGAAGGAAAGCUGAUGACCAUAGAGCCUCUGAUGGAGAAUCUAAGCUAGAAAGCAGGUCACCUGAGCGGCUGAAAGAUCCAGAAUCCUCUAGUCCACCUGUUGUGCGGCCUGUUAGAGAAAUUUUAGGGGAUAACAUAGUGCCUCUUCGUAUUGGUGAACCUCCCAAAGCCAAUAUAAGGGCUGCUGAUGGAUUUUCACAGACACAGAGAACUGCUUCUUCUAGUAGCUUGGGAUCUACAAAUAGUAAUCCGCCAGAAGUCAAAUUGGAGAAUGCUGUAAGCUUAAUUGAUUUUGAUGCUGAUCCUGAACCACCUGUUACUAGCACAGUGCCUCAAGCACAACAAACAACUGCAUCCCACUCGAUUGCACAACCAGCUAGUGCAACUAAUGACAAUAAUUGGGCUUCUUUUGAUUUUAACCCUGAUGUGAAGGUGAGCCAAACUUCUCCACAUGCCAAUUCCCUGGACUCUGUUCUCUCACAAUUGUCAGUUCCAGCUUCUACACCCAGUCAUGCAGCUGGACCAGGAGCUGCACCUGCUGCACCAGUUAUGUCGGCCGGAAAUGCACCUGUAUUCCCCCUUGAUACAAAUGCUUCUGUAGUGAAUACAAUUAAUAGCUUGCCAACAUUUCACCCUGUUGGUGUUUCAACUGUGGCCCCUGGAUUGGCACCUCCAGUUCCUGUCAAUGGUGGGCCAUGGCCUAGCGUGCAGCAUCAACAACCUUUUCAGUUUCCAGCUUCCAGUGGUCAGCCUACCAAUCAACAAUUUACCCCUCCAUUCAAUGGUGCAUUAGGCAAUCAGCCAUGGAAUUUGUCAGUGGCCUCUAAUGUGCCCACAAACUUGAAUACACAAACCGCUGGAGCCCCUCAUGGGGUCUCAGCACCUGCCCCGGGUUCUGCAUCACAGCCUCCAGCCAUAGAUGUAAAAUCAAGUGGAAGACAAGAACUGCCUGCGGAUCUUUUCACAGCAACCUAUUCAUCUUUUCAUGCACCAGUUCAUGGGUGGCAAACUGGUCCGCCCCGUGGUGUGGGGUUUUCCAUGCAAUAUAUCAAUGCUCCAGUGCCCAUGCCAAUGCCAACUUCCAUCCAGCCUUCCAAAUCGAUGAAUCCUUUUGAUCUCAAUGAGCCAUCCCCGGCGCAAGUCCAAACUUUUCCUACAAUGGCGUCUUUGCAAGGGGCUCUCCCAAACAUGCCAACAUCUUAUGGCUUACAGCAUAACUCUGGUCUUGGUGGUCAAUCAUCAGUGUGGACGCCGUCCCACUCAUUACCUUAUCAAUCAGCGUUGCCUCCUCAGCAACCGUCUUAUGUGUCAGCUAUACCCCCAAGAACAUAUAUGGGACAGCAAAUGCCAAGUAGCAUGGCACUUUCUGGCCCCCAAGGAACCUUUGGUACUGACAGAGCUGCUUAUGGUACCGUAAAUAUGGAUCAACAGUUAGCCGGUAAAUUCUCAGCUCCUGCAGCCCCUUCGCCAUUCUCUUCUAUCGGAGGGAACCCUUUUGGCUGAGCUCAAUCGUAAGUAAACCCGUGUUCUUAUUUCAUUGAAAGCAUCAACUUGUUGCUUCCUCCAAAUAGCUGGGUGAAAAGUUUUGAUUCUUAAUAUCUGUCGAGUCUUCCAGCCAAAUGACCGAUGUUUGCCUAGUUGAAAGGUCAAUUUGUCCAUAUUAGCCCUGAAUUAUUUGGAGAGAGCAAGAGAGUACGAUUAAGAAGAGUAGGACAUCUUCACUGGGGGAUUUAGGUUUUAAUUUUAUAUAUUUUUUCUAAUGUGCCUAUAAUGUCUAUUGGCGUUUGUAUUUUAUCAUUUUUAUGUGUUGCCUGCUUCUCUUAGAAGUCAUUAUUUUACCAUCUUCUUCAUGUAUGAUAUUGAAAAUUCUUCAUGUUUUGGCGAGGCGUUCGAGUCUGUGAAAAGUUAGUUUGUAUGCAUAUAUUGUUGAUUAUUAAGAUUAUUUUUCUCUGACA
Molecule: messenger RNA, 2846 nt
Organism: Mercurialis annua (annual mercury)
Lineage: Eukaryota; Viridiplantae; Streptophyta; Magnoliopsida; Malpighiales; Euphorbiaceae
Product: probable ADP-ribosylation factor GTPase-activating protein AGD14
Exons: 14
Coding region: 244-2394 (716 amino acids)
Molecular function (GO): GTPase activator activity
Source: RefSeq, a predicted model, not a curated record